Messenger RNA from Ophidiomyces ophidiicola, 588 nucleotides. It is a transcript of the gene ATG16, whose product is annotated as autophagy protein 16, interacts with Atg12p-Atg5p. NCBI's taxonomy places the organism in Eukaryota, Fungi, Ascomycota, Eurotiomycetes, Onygenales, Onygenaceae. The record is from RefSeq and is a predicted model, not a curated record. The transcript has 3 exons. The coding region runs from base 1 to 588 and encodes 195 amino acids.
AUGGCGAACUGGCGAGAAGAGUAUUAUGCUGCUCUAGGAGUCCGUGAUGAAUGCGAGAAAUCGAAUAAGCUGUUAUAUGAUGCUUACACCCGCCUUGCCGACCGCACCAGCAACCUAGAAAUCCGUCCGUCUACUGUCUCAGCUAUAUCCCCGAAAAAACCGUCGAGCAAACGCGAUCCACUCCCAAUAAGCCCUUCCGCGGCCGCGGACACGUUAUCUGCUGCGCGCAAGGAUCUCGCCGAAGCACAACGAUCCCGUACCGAACUUUCAUCGCGUUUGAAAAAAGCAACGGAUGAACUCGAAACCGCAAAGAAAAAGGCCACAGUAGAUACUAAAAAGAUCAUAGAUAUUUCAGUUGAACGGACACAGUUGCAGCAGCGUUUGAGAGAUAGGGAUGAGGAACUUCGAGGAAAGGCCAAGCUUUUAGACGAUGUCCAGGACGAGCUUGUGUCGCUUAAUUUACAGGUUAAUAUGUCCGAAGACCGGGCCAAAAGGUUAGAAAAGGAGAAUAAAGAACUAAUCGAUCGGUGGAUGGCUAAAGUAAGCCGGGAAGCCGAUGCAAUGAAUAACGGAUCCAAGUUCUCAUGA